Messenger RNA from Eruca vesicaria subsp. sativa (arugula), 1680 nucleotides. Lineage: Eukaryota; Viridiplantae; Streptophyta; Magnoliopsida; Brassicales; Brassicaceae. The record is from the annotation of a GenBank genome assembly.
CUUGUUUCCCGUUAACUUCAACGCCUCCCUGUCACCACCGCCGGCAAACUAAAAUUGUCAAUCGUGGUUUUAAUCGCCGCCGCCGAGUUCUCUCUUUCUGGAGCUGUUCAAUAGAUCUCCGUUUAAACACCUACCACUCUCCGUUUCCCACUCAAAACUCAUUGCCGAUUCCCAAUCCCCUUUUCCAGAUCUUCUUCUUCCCAAAAAAAAAUGAAGAAUCUCAUACUCGUCAUAGUAACGCUUCUCUGCUACUCGUUCGCCUCCUCUUCCGGAGAUACAACGAUCCACACGAACAAUUGGGCUGUCUUGGUCUGCACUUCUCGAUUCUGGUUUAACUACCGUCACAUGGCCAAUACACUCUCUCUCUAUAGGACAGUCAAGAGACUUGGAAUACCUGAUGAACGGAUCAUCCUUAUGCUCGCUGAUGACAUGGCCUGUAAUUCUAGAAACGAGUAUCCUGCUCAAGUUUUCAACAAUGAGAAUCACCAAAUCAACCUCUACGGUGAUAACGUUGAGGUAGAUUAUCGUGGCUAUGAGGUGACGGUUGAGAAUUUCAUGCGGGUUUUGACUGGGCGUCAUGAGAAUGCUGUGCCUAGGUCAAAGCGUCUGCUCAGUGAUGAGGGUAGCCAUAUUUUACUGUAUAUGACUGGACAUGGUGGUGAUGAGUUUCUCAAGUUUCAAGAUUCUGAAGAACUCCAGAGUCACGAUUUAGCUGAUGCUGUCAAACAAAUGAAAGAGAAGCGUAGAUUCAAGGAGCUUUUGAUAAUGGUUGAUACUUGCCAAGCUGCCACCCUCUUUAACCAGCUUCAAUCUCCUGGUGUUUUGGCUAUUGGUAGCAGUCUUAAAGGAGAGAACUCAUAUUCUCAUCACCUUGACUCAGAUAUUGGUGUAUCUGUUGUAGACCGGUUUACAUAUUACACACUUGCGUUCUUUGAGAGGCUCAAUAUCUAUGACAAUGCAUCACUUAACAGUUUGUUUAGGUCGUAUGAUCCGAGACAGCUAAUGUCUACUGCCUACUACCGGACUGAUCUUUACCAGCCACAGCUGACGAAGGUACCGGUCACAAAUUUCUUCGGUUCAGUUAUGGAGACGAUUCAUACUGAUUCAGCUUACCAUGCCUUCUCAAGUAAAAUCUCCAAUAGCAAGAUCAAAUCCGAUAUGCCAUUCGAUCAGCUUUCUGACCAAGAUGUUAAAGAAGAUCUUCAGAAUGGAAACAACCAAAACGAUGAGUUGAAAACUGAGAAGCAAAAAUGCCCAUACUCACAAAUGCGGGCAGACCUCCACGAGAAACUGAAGAAGAUUGAAAAUGUGGAUACAGUGGUUAACCUCAGCAUAGCGGUGAUGAUUCUCGUUGUAAUGGUGUCAUCAUCUUUGUUAUGAUAACGCUCUAUGAGCAGUAUAGGAUCAUCAUCAUCAUCAUCUCCACUUUCAGUUAAUCUCUCAUGUAUGAGCGUAACAAUUGCAGCUUGACAUCUAUUACUUACAUCAGAAUGGUUUCAAACUUUUAACUUUUGUUGUUAUUAACUCUUGACACAGAUGUUCGUUACCACUACAAAUGUUAGCCCAUCUGCUGCAAUAUUAGUUGACCUUUUGUCAUAGUUUACUGGUGUUUAAUUAUUUAUGCAAUUGUGAUUCUUAAAGAAAUACGUUUAUAUAAACUGGUGUUAACCUGCAGAUAUU